UGCUAUUUCAUUGGUCCGUGUUUUGCACCUCCCUCAACGCGACUGAAACACCAUGUUUCGCAUCCGAUGAAUUCUUAGAGAUCGAAAAAUUGCACUCUGUGUAUCAUCGUCUUCCUUCACGGGACAUACGAGAACCCUAGAUUUCUAAAUCUCUAUGAAUUUAGAUCCGGAUUUGUUUGAAGAUCAACAAGGACAAUCGCAGGUUAUGGAUUUUAUGGACAUUGAUCAGGUAGUGGAGGUUCCUGACACUCCUGAGAGAUUAAUAGCAGCAUGUAGUAAUGAUGGCAACUGCAUAGGAAAAAGGAGUGAUGGAUCAAGUAGUUGUCGUCUGAUAAAUAAGGAAUACUUCAAUGAAAAGCUGCGAAAUGAGCCAAGGGAAAAAGGCAAAUCAGUCACUGCUCAUGGGGGUCGAAGAUUGUUUAUACGUUCUGAAAAUCACAGCAAUUCUUCAGGUUCUACAUUAGGGAAUUCAUCUUCUUGCAAGAAUGUUUUGCCUACAGUAGAUGGUGCAAAUCAUGAGAAAGGGAAAGCUUCGUGUAAUUCUGAUGUUCAAAGGUCUACUAGUCAAGAAGACAGUAGUUUUGUUGAUUUGACUGAGCAAACCAGGCGUGGCCAUGUAUUUGGACAGGCUACAUCAACAGGAGUUUCAGGAACUGGUAGUGCACAUCCAUCUAGAAAACAUCGGUUUUCGACUUUUGGUUUUCCUGCAGUAGAUGCAUUCGAUACAUCAAGCAAAUCAUCUGGAUUAAAUAAACCCAUCAAAUUUACACUGAGAUCCGACCGUGGUAAAGGAGUUGAAGUUGGAGCUCAACAUAAAGCUGAAAGCAAUUCGUCUUCAUUAGCUAGCAUAUCACCGAGAGUCAGUAGGCAGAAAAGGUUGGUGCGAAAUGGAUGCAUAUCUCCCCAUAACAUAGCAAAAUCCAAACAGGUAGAAGAGAAGCAUGACAUUGGGAGGGUGACAAAAGACUUACGGGUUGAUGUUGGUACCAUAGCAUCUGAUGGUCCCUCAAGUACAGUUGAUGUUAAGGAUCUGGUCUCUGAAGCUAAAGAUUCACGUAGACUAAAAGGAAAAGGAGCAUCUCUUCAUUCUUCUUCUGAAGAGCCUGAUGCAAGAAAUGGACAUUUGUCUCAAAGGAGCUCUGUAAUUUUUAAAGAAGCAACUGAUGCUAAUGAGGAUUCAAGUGUGGACACAUCUACAUGCUUUAAAGAAUCAGAUGGAUGGAUAACCACGCACAACACUAUGAGAAAAGUAGAUCACCCAUUGGUAGAUGGUGAUCCACGUAUAUCAAGAGGUAAGGCUGCCUCAAGGUCUGCCAUUAGCCAACAGAAAAAUGGGAUGGUACAAAAGGAUCAUAGAGAUGGAAGUAUCUCUAGUAAUAUUAAUAAUCAUUUUGAGGAUUUGGAGAUACACUCUACCCAACAUGUGCCUGCUCCACCUGAGACCAUGUCCCGUCGCGCACAUAAGUUGGGUCAAUUUAAGGACCGGGCACAAUUUACAAAAAGACAGAGGGAGGGUGUUGCUUCGAGUAAUACUGGGGAACGUGCUGUGCCACUUCCCAAUGACUCUGAGAUUGCAACCCUUAGACUAUCUGAGGAACCUUCAACUUCAAGGUCAACCAGGAACAAGAACCGUCGUGGUGCUGGUGCCUUGGAUCCAGUAGUUGCACUUGACGAGUCCUCUCCUGAAGUGGGAAACCGUGGCUCCAACACACACCGUAGUAGUACCGAAGAUCCAAGUUUCAGGGCCCUACAGGUUGAAGCAGAUGAGAUACUGGCUAGAGAACUGCAAGAGCAGUUGUACAAUGAGGAGCUGGCAUCUGCGUUUGGAAUUGAUGAGAUGGAUUCACACCAUGCAUUUGCAACGGCAAUGCAGCAGGGACACAGUUCAAAUGCUAUUCAUGCUGGUGCUCGUCCUCCAUAUCGUCCUGCAUCUAGAGGCUCGUCAACAUCAAAUUUGUUACAGCACUCUCGAUCAAAUCCUUCCCGUAACCCUUCAAUUCUUAGGGGGGUUAAUGGUCAAGCUCCCACCUCCACAAGAUUGGCUCGGUUGAGAGGUCGUUUUCCGGGACGCCCUCGUACACUAUCAUCUACUCCAAGGAAUUCAAUAUUUCCUCCAAACAUGGAUGUGGACAUGAGAAUGCAAAUACUGGAAGCACUGGAGGCCUUUAAUGAUAUGGAAUUGCCUAAUGACUUGUUACAAAUAGGACGUGAAUUUAACGAGAACGAUUAUGAAAUGUUGUUGGCUCUUGACGAUAACAAUCACCAACAUGGAGGUGCAACUCAUGCUCAAAUAAAUAGUUUGCCCGAGUCCACGGUUCAGGCUGAAAAUCUUCAAGAAUGUGCAAUUUGUCUUGAAACUCCUACCAUCGGUGAAACCAUACGACAUCUUCCUUGCCUUCAUGGAUUUCACAAAGAUUGCAUAGAUCAAUGGCUGAGAAGGAAAACAUCAUGCCCAGUAUGCAAAUCAUCGGUCACUUGAUUUGCUAUUUUGGUAUCUGGUCCCAUGGCAUUUUUGCAUCAACUGAAAGCAGUCUAGUUUUGGGAUUUUAAGGUGAGUUGACUCGAUCUCUACUAUCGAGGGACUUAACUAGUAGAUCUGCUGUUGCUGAAAGGAUGCCAUGGACUAUGAUUAGACAAAUGUGAUGCAAGUUUGUUUUGAUUAUAACCAUUUCUUGGGGUAUUAUCGGGAUCAUUUUUUGGGUCUUCGGAUGUUGGAGAUCUUUGAAUGCCAUUUUUGGAGGAAAUCUUAAAUCUUAAUUGAUCCUCAUGUUUUGGUUUUUCCUUGUAAGCCUCUUGGUAUGAAUGUCAAAAUUUUAGAAUGGUAUCUGGGAUUUUUAUUGC
Molecule: messenger RNA, 2841 nt
Organism: Cynara cardunculus var. scolymus (artichoke)
Lineage: Eukaryota; Viridiplantae; Streptophyta; Magnoliopsida; Asterales; Asteraceae
Exons: 9
Coding region: 155-2479 (774 amino acids)
Molecular function (GO): zinc ion binding
Source: RefSeq, a predicted model, not a curated record